AUGAAUCAUGUUAUAACUGAGCUAAAAAUCGAUGGAGUGCUCAAGAUUUUAGAUCAUGCAAACAUUCACAUCAAGUUUGAAUAAUUAGUUUUCGGAAAAAAUGGAAUUCUUCAAAUUGGAAACACUUCUCCUAUUUUAAAUCACUAUGUUAUUUUAGAAGAAAUAGGAGAUAAAAUAUGCAGUGAUAACUAAAAUACGCAGGGUAUUUUUAUCAUAUAAUCUGCUAACUACGAAUACAACCACUUGACUGCUCCUGUUUAUUAAGGCUCUUCAACAAUCAGGCAAUCUCAAUUUAGUUCUCAUUUAUACAUAAGCUAAGAAGUCUUUAUUGUAAAUACAAGCAAUUUGAUCUCAGAAAAUCAUACUGUAAAGUCUAUCAAUCAAAAAGACAUCUAAUUUUAUGAACAAAUUUAGAAUGAUUUUAUAGAUGAUCCAAGCAAAUAUUAGUUUUACAUUAAGCAUCAAAGGAUUAUCAUUUAUCACAAAAGAAAUCUAGGUGUUUUCUUCAAAAAUAUGUGCAUUCUAGGCAAAGAAAGCCUUUUUAAAGGCGUUGCUUUUAUAGAUAUCAAGGCGAUCAAUUUAUAAGAUUCUACUUUCACUCAUAAUAUUGUAUACGAUUAAGAAAAGCUACUAAAAUAAAAUUAAAGUAAAAGAAGUAUUUCUUUGCAUAACAUCAGUGUUAUGAAUAUCUUUGCUCAAACUAAAGAUUUGGUUAUUUAAAUUAGUGAGAAGAGUUCCUCUUUUUAAAACAAUUUAUUCUUCUCAAAUACCUGCUUGGAAUUAAAAUUAGAGUCAUCUUUGAGUUAAAACUUAUUCAUAAAUUCAAAUAUUAAGCUUACCUUUUAGAUACCAUUACAAAUUGAAUUGUAAGAUGUUUAACUGCACAAUUCUUUGAUGACAUUUAAUGAAGAAAAUUAAAUAUAAAUAAUUUAAAUAGAGAACUCAAUUUUUGCCUAGAUGAACAACAUAAAAAUACCUACAAAAACUAAAGUGCUUAAAAUCAAAAAUUCUUAGUUUGAAUAGGUAGUUAUUGAUACUUCUCAAUGUAUUGAUAUUAUGUUGCUUUAUCUCUCUGAGAAUACUUUUCUUUGUAAUGGAAUUGUUAAAAGUCCUAUUUUGGUUCCAUCUCUCUAAUCAAGAAUUUUAAACUAAAAAUUUGGAUCUUCCUCUUUUCUAUCUAAAAAUACUUUCAUAGGGUAUACUCAUAGUGUUAUGAGUUAGCCUGAUUUCUUAGAUAAAUAUGUUGAAAAAUAAAAUCCUCAAAGUUCGGAAACAGAGGCCUUUGCAUUUUUGUUAGAAGCCAAUAAUUUCAUUGCAGACAAAUCAACUUUUCUAGAAAAUGAAAAUUUUUAUUUAAACUAAAAGAAACCUAUAUUUAAUGUAGAAAGUAUUUAAGUAAAUUUAAAUAUAGUAGAUACUAAAUAAUUAUUUUAUAUUGAAGAGUAUAACUAGAGGAAUGAAUUUCUAUAAAUAUAACAGAUUAAUUAUUUAAAUAGUGGAUAUCACUUAGAUUAUAAUCCAUUUUAUUUGUAAGUUAUCAAUGUAUAAUUUGCUUAAGAAGUGCAACCGGUCUAUAAAAUGUAUAUUUCGAACAAUGAAGAUUAUAUUUUUGAAGCUAGUGACUCUAAAAUGCAAAUUAUUAGGUAUAAAUAUAACACAAUUUCUUUCAGAUCAGCUGAAGACAAAAAUGUGAUUUAUGAUGUCUAAAACCUGUAAUUGUAAAUUACAUCUUUAAAGUAAAAUAGGAAAUCAAAUAGAUACAGAUUUUUCAUUUAAAAUUUAUCCCAAGCAAUUAAGAAAAUAACAGCCACAAUCCUAAAUAAUUCAAAUGAAAAAACUAUCAGCUUUGUAGAAGGUUCAAAAUCUUUUUCAAAAAAAGGAAUUAGUUUGAAUAGAUUUCCAAAUUAAAAUUUGAUAUCUAUAGAAUGGAAAUAACUUAAUACUCUAACUCAAUUAGAAAUAUCAUUUGAGCUUUGCGAUAUUGGCUAAUUUUUAAAUUUAUCUACAAAUGAAUGUGUCUAAUCUUGUUCUGACAAUUAAAAUAAGCUAGGCUUCGUUUGUAAAAAUAAAUUUCAAAAUACUUAUAGCUUUUAUCUAGAGCAAUUGAAUGGAGGAUAAAAUUAAUACAUUUAAUGCGGAUAUGGAUGCAAGGUAUGUGAAAAUAAGUAAUCAUGCUUGGAAUGUUAUGAGACUUUUAAAGUGGAUAGUGGUAAAUGCGUAGACACUUGUAACCAAAAUGAAUUCUAUAGCAAUAAUCAGUGCUAACAAUGCUUCGAGGGCUGCCAGAAUUGUGAUUCAUAAGACAACUGUAAUGUUUUACAAUCACAUAAGAUUGACAGCGUAGGUAAAAAAUGCACUGAUGGAGAAAUAAGUUUUUAAGGAAAUUGUUAAAAAUGCUCAACUGAGUGCCAAACUUGUGUAGGAUAAUCUUUUUUUGAUUGUACUUCAUGUUCUGAAAAUUAUAGUCUAUUCAAGAAUUUAUGUAUAAAAGCUGUAGAUAAUGUGCUAUCUAGAAAUGAACUAUGUUAACCUGGAUACGGAUAUGAAGGAACUUCAAAUAAAUGUAUAAAGUGUUAAGAAAAUUGUUUAGAAUGUGAAACUUAAACAAUAGUUCGUGGAAGUAAAGGUAUGGUAUGCAACACUUGCACUUAAUAGUCCUAUCAAAACGGUGAAAUCUUAUUUAUGAAGUGCGAUAAAUGCCCUCCAGGCCAUUUUAACAGGCUAAAUAAAUGUGAAGAAUGCGAUAAUAGUUGUGAUCAAGAAAAAGGUUGCUUUGGACCUUCUAGCUUUCAAUGCAACAAAUGUAAAGCAGGGUAUUUUAAACAUAGUUCAACUAAUGAGUGUUUGUCUUGUAGUGAAAGUUGUUUAGAAUGUGAAUAAAAUAAGGAUAAAUGUACAUCAUGUCCUUAAAUUAAUCCUAUAUUACAUAACAAUAUUUGCUUAGAAGAAUGCCCAAGUGGGUUUUUUUCAAUAAAAGUAAAUGAUAUUUUGAAUUGUCUUGAAUGUGACAAAUCAAUUUGUAAGGAGUGUAAAGAUUAAAAAGCAUUUUGCACUAAGUGUGCAGAUUAUUCAAAAAUUCUAUUUGAAGGGGAAUGCUAUGAUGAGUGCAAAUAGGGGUUCUUUUAAGAUGCUUCAGGAGGCUGCUCUCCCUGUGAUUAAUAUAGGUGCAAAAAUUGUGUUUAAACACCAUAUAAAUGUACGAGCUGUAAUAAUAAUGAAUUCUUAAUAGAUCAUAAUUGUUAUUAGAAAUGCCCAUAGGAAGGGUAUUUUAUUGAUAAAAGUGCUGAUGAUUUGCAAUGCAGAAAAUGUCCUGAUACUUGUAGAAUCUGUUAAAAUAGUGAUGAAAAUCCAAAAGAUAUCAUAUGUAUAUAAUGUGAACUUGCCUUAGUUUUAGUAAAAGGUUAAUGUGAGGCUAAAUGCCCAAAAGGCUUUUAUGAAACAUAUUUAGACAAUAUAAUUCAAUGCUAAAAGUGUAUUAAUAAUUGUAGCUAGUGUCUUGAAAAAGAAGAUUUUUGCAUAUAAUGUUUAAAUGGUUAUUUUUUGUUUCAAAACAAAUGUCUAAGCAGCUGUCCUGCUGGGUAUUUCUAAGACACUUCAAAAAAUCAGUGUAUAAAUUGUAUUGAUAAAAACUGUGAAUCAUGUAGCAAUCAUAUUUUUUAUUGUUCUAAAUGCUAAAAUGGAUUUUUUUUGCAGCAAGGGUAGUGCAUAUAAACUUGCUCUGUAGGAUUUUACUCAACAAAUUUAAAUGGAGUGCUAAAAUGCUUGAAAUGUGAUAAAGAAUGUGAAGAGUGUAAAGAUGGUCCUUCUAAUUGUACUAAAUGUGAAAAAAGUAGCUAUGUUUUUGAAUAAAACUAAUGUCUCCUUUCUUGUCCUCUUAACACCUAUCCUGACAUACAAAGAAUCUGUUAGCCUUGCAGGUAAGAGUGUACCAAAGGAUGUGUUGGACCUGAUUUAGAAGACUGUUUGGAAUAAAUAUAGAUAAUUCUACAAAAGAAUAACGAUGCUCUAUAUGUUGCAAUUUUCUUUCCAAUAUGCAUAAUAAUAGCUAUCACAUGCAUAUAUAUAUACCGUUUGUUUAAAAAAAAAUAAUAAUAAGCUGAUAAUAACAACACUUAAGAAAAGUAUAAAAGAUAAAGCACUGAUGUACUGACUCUAGUUUAACUAGAAAAUGUUGAAAGCAUUAAGCCUAGUUGA
Tetrahymena thermophila SB210 is the source of this 4194-nucleotide messenger RNA. Its product is annotated as transmembrane protein, putative. NCBI's taxonomy places the organism in Eukaryota, Ciliophora, Oligohymenophorea, Hymenostomatida, Tetrahymenidae. The record is from RefSeq and is a predicted model, not a curated record. The transcript is spliced from 3 exons.